This is a messenger RNA of Oncorhynchus nerka (sockeye salmon), 3511 nucleotides long. Its product is annotated as E3 ubiquitin-protein ligase rififylin-like. The transcript has 7 exons. The record is from RefSeq and is a predicted model, not a curated record. Gene Ontology annotation, biological process: protein K48-linked ubiquitination; proteasome-mediated ubiquitin-dependent protein catabolic process; negative regulation of extrinsic apoptotic signaling pathway via death domain receptors. Gene Ontology annotation, molecular function: ubiquitin protein ligase activity. Gene Ontology annotation, cellular component: plasma membrane; cytoplasm. NCBI's taxonomy places the organism in Eukaryota, Metazoa, Chordata, Actinopteri, Salmoniformes, Salmonidae. Bases 237 to 1322 code for a protein of 361 amino acids.
AAUGAUUCGAAAUGUACGUGCACCCACAUCCGCGAUUGAAACUGUCCGGGGAGUGUCACUGGCUAGAAUCACUUUCUUCCUGUUUCACUUCAACGCACUGGGGAGUUAUUCCUUGUAAUUGUGUGAAUGUCGGGGAACAUUAGCUCCACAAAAGUCAUCUAACCGCUAGCGAGCUACUUGCCAGCUGCUUCUAGCAGGCGCUUACGACCCCGGGCUACCUGAACCAGGUGUGGAGCAUGUGGGCGUCCUGCUGUAACUGGUUAUGUUUGGACACUGCCACGGUGGAGGAGAGCAACAGCCGCACGCGUCACCAGGCCUAUACUAACUCAGGCUACAGCAACUACCCGUCGCCCCCACUCCCGGACCACACGUGCAAAGCCUGCGGAAGCCGCUUCGUCACCCUAGCCAGAAAGCAUGUCUGCAUGGACUGCAAGAAUAACUACUGCGGCAGGUGUUCGGCCCAGCUUGAGCCCCGUCCACGCCUUUGCCACACCUGCCAGCGGUUCCACGGCACACUUUUCGAUCGCACCGAGCUGAUGAAGGUCAAGGUGAAGGACCUGCGCGACUACCUCCACCUGCACAAGGUCUCAACGCAGAUGUGCCGUGAGAAAGAGGAACUGGUGGAGUUGGUCCUGGGACAGCAGACACAGUCACUCUCUGGCCCAAUCGUAAACCCUCUGACCCAAACCGCCACCCAGCAUGAGACAACUCCUCCUCCAGGACACCCCACCACCACCACACCCUCUACACACCCCGACUCCACCUCCACAGACCAUGCCCCUUCACAGCCGCCACCCUCUCAGGAGGACAGUCAGACCGUGUCUGUGUUGGUGUCCCCGGGUCUUGAGGAGCCACUGGACACUGAGGGAGAUACAGAGCUGCAGGGAGAGCAGGAGCUGCAGUCCUCAGACACAGAGGAGGUGCUGGUGCCAGGCCGCAGGGCGUCGCUGUCUGACCUGGCCGUGGCAGAAGACAUCGAGGCCCUCAGCGUCCGGCAGCUCAAGGAGAUCCUGGCCCGUAACUUCGUCAACUACAAGGGCUGCUGCGAAAAGUGGGAGCUAAUGGAGAGGGUCACCCGCCUCUACCACGACCAGAAGGACCUCCAGAAUCAUCUGGUUUCAAGUACAAACGACGGCACAGACCCCAGCGGUACCCCUGGCCAGGAGGAGAACCUGUGUAAGAUCUGCAUGGACUCUCCCAUUGACUGUGUCCUACUGGAGUGUGGCCACAUGGUCACCUGCACCAAGUGUGGCAAGCGGAUGAACGAGUGCCCCGUCUGCAGGCAGUAUGUGGUGCGGGCCGUUCAUGUCUUUAGAUCCUGAGACCCAAGCCUUGGGAACCCCACCCCCACCUCCCGUAAAUAAACAAGGGACUUCCUUCUUGUGGCCUUACCACCCAUAGACUAGACGAGGGGUAUUAAACUCUUACCCUAUGGGGUCCGGAGCCAGCUGGUUUUCUGUUCUACCUGAUACUUAAUUGCACCUACCUGGUAUCCAAGGUCUAAAUCAGUCUGAGAUUUAGAGGGGAACAAUUUAAAAAAGCAGUGGAACUGGCUUUGAGAUCCAGAGUUGAGUUUAAGGGGACUAGACUAACCACCUCUCCCUCCAGAUCUCCACUGCUCAGAUGGUCCUUGAGACCCUGAGUAGUGGUUCCUCCUGUUGGAGGGAUGAACAGGUGAGGUUAACCUCAUUAUCCCUUUGAUAAACCACACAAACCCAAUGACUGGACAUGGGCACUUCCUACUGUUAUUGACUGGACUUCUAUAGUUCAUAUCCCAAGCUGAUAAGGAUAUGUCUUAUUAUUAGAAUAAGAGAGUGCCUGUAUUAAACAGGCAAUACCAUAUUUAUUUAUUUUUCCUUUGGAGACCUGCAUAUAAACACAAAAAUGUCAGAUUUUGCAGAGUUACAGUUCAUAUAAAGAAAUUGGUCUACUGAAAUAAAUAAAUUGGGCCCUAAACCAUAGAUUUCAAAUGACUGUAAAGGGGCGCCGCCAUGGGUUGGCAUAGGCCCACCCGAUGGAGAGCAAGGCCCAGCCAAUCAGAAUGAGUUUGUCCCCACAAAGGGCUUUAUUACAGACAGAAAUACUCCUCAAAUGUUAGUGGCCUUUUAUUGUCCCCAGCACAAGGUGCGCCUGUGUAUUGAUCAUGCUGUAUAAUCAGCUUCUUGAUAUGCCACACCUGUCAGGUGGAUGGAUUAGCUUGAAAAAGGCAAAAAUGCUCACCCUCAGGAAUGUAAACACAUUUAUGCGCACAAUUUGAGAGAAGAUUUCUGGGAUCUUUUAAUCAGCUCAUGAAACAUGGGACAAACACGAAACAUGUUGCGCUUAUAUUUUUGUUCAGUGUGUAUAUAUAAGCACCAAGUGCUCUUAAUAAUGGAUUAGAUUGAUGUAACUGUUAAGAGUUGAACCCCAGUAAAAGGGAAAGCAUUUACAUUAGUGGUUGAGCUGAGAACACAUCCAUAGGAUUUCCCUAUGUGUCUUGUCGUUACUCUGCGCUUAGCAAAGCAGGAACCCCCUGUGGUGGUAUAGUGUAAAAGCCAACCCAUAGACACUGCAUACAUUGUUUAUCAAUGAAGCAAAGCCUGCAGAUGUUCACUCAAUCCCUCUGCUGUAGAAUCAGGUGGACACGCAGUUUUAGUGCUUACGUUUUAGCCUGGUCCCAGAUCUGUUUGUGCUGUAUAGCCAACUCCUAUGGUUAUUGUCACGUCAAACCGAGAGUUCCCUGAAGGAGAGGCCCUUUUUCCACUGCAAACGGGACUAUCUGGCAUACUUUGUAGAAAGACACUACGGGGGCCGUACACCAACACACCACAAGGAGAGAUGACCUCGAAGGUGAAGAGGGACAGAUAGGUCCUGACCAGCGCAACAAACCACAAAGGCAGAACUACUACCAGAGGCUUCCGAGCAAGGGUUUUGCAUGACAUCGACCAUAGGAUUUGGUUAUACAGCACAAACCGAUCUGGGGACCAGGCUACUUAUGCUGACAGUGGAAGAGAAUAUGUGGAUCAGUGGUCCUUCACUAUUCCAACUAUAUACAAGUGCUUAAUCCUUCCAAUACUCAACUGCUCACUGUAUUUUUCAGCAACAACAUUGACCAAAGGCCCUUACACUUGCUAUUGUAUUUUUUUUAAAUAAACCAAAAUAAACCAUGUCAGAAUAGCAUGGUGUAUAGCUAAAUCUAGUCGUGCAUAAGCAUAUAAUUCACUAGUUGUGCACUAUAUGUGUUGUCAUGACAUACAUACAUAAAAGAUGAGUUGUCGAAAGCACAAGCAGAUCUUUGGCAUUGCCCAAGAUGAAAGUUAAAGCUCUUAAAGACAUCUCAUCCGUUUGGCUAGCCAAGUACCUUAACUCCACAAUGAGACUAUCGUUUUUUUUUUCCUCCGACUCUUUCGAGUUGCUAUGAGGUCGAUAAUUUUUUUAAUCAUCAAACCCUUACCGUGUACCUAUGUUUGUCCUCUGUUGCAUGCCUUUCAUUGUUUGCUGAAUACUUUUUAAUAAAACCAAAUACAACAAC